Messenger RNA from Melanotaenia boesemani (Boeseman's rainbowfish), 2086 nucleotides. It is a transcript of the gene lrrc47, whose product is annotated as leucine rich repeat containing 47. Gene Ontology annotation, molecular function: RNA binding; phenylalanine-tRNA ligase activity; protein binding. Gene Ontology annotation, biological process: phenylalanyl-tRNA aminoacylation. The transcript has 7 exons. The record is from RefSeq and is a predicted model, not a curated record. Lineage: Eukaryota; Metazoa; Chordata; Actinopteri; Atheriniformes; Melanotaeniidae. The coding region runs from base 42 to 1721 and encodes 559 amino acids.
GCGCUAGCUUAAUCAGUUUUCUGUGCAGCAACAGCAGCAGCAUGGGUGACAUGGAUAAAUGGCCAGAAAUUGAAAAAGCAGCGACAGAGAAGAGGCGUGAACUUGUUUUACAGGGCACUGUUGUUGACAAGAGAAUCUCCUCAAACGGGGGGCUCACCUCGGCCAUCUAUGCCCUGCAGUUGCUGAAUUAUCUGGAAGUUAGCCAGUGCCCGAGUUUGACAGCGAUCCACGAGGACAUCCAAAAUCUGACCAACCUCCAAAGCCUCAUCCUCUGUCGAAACAAGCUUACCUUUUUCCCGAAUACCAUCGGCAGCCUCAAGUCACUAAAGGUCUUAGACCUUUCAGUCAACAAUCUCAAAGCUCUACCAGAGGAAAUCACUCAGUUAAGAGAGUUGAACUCUCUUAAUGUAAGCUGUAACAGCUUGGAGGUCCUACCGGAUGGGCUAAGCCAGUGCACCAAGCUCUGCACCAUCAACGUCUCCAAGAACCGCAUCACUGGUUUCCCUCCUGAUCUGUACUCUGAGCGGUUGGAUCUCCUCAGCACCGUGGUGGCCUCUGAUAACCUAAUCGAAGAGCUAAGUGGAGAGAUUUGCAAGCUGUCAGCUCUAAAGGUGCUGGACAUCUCCAAUAACAAGCUGAGUGAGAUACCCUCAGAUUUGAGCUACUGCCCCAAGUUAAAGGAGAUCAACUUUAAAGGCAACAAGCUGACUGACAAACGUCUGGAGAAGAUGGUCAACGGUUGUCAGACCAAGUCCAUCCUAGAUUACCUCAGAGGAAAAGGCAGAGGAAGACAGGGGGAGGAUGGCGGUGAUGCUGAUGGAGGGCGCAAUGCUGAGAAGAAGAAAAGGCAGCAGCAGAGGAAGAAGAAAGACAAGGUGGCAGAGGAGCAGGAAGAUGUGGAGGAACUGAAUAAGAUGGUGGUGAGGGUCCUCCACAUUUCAGAUGCACCUACAGCCCUCACAGUCAAAGUGAGUGCAGAAGUGAAAGAUGUUCGACCGUACCUGGUGUGCUGCAUGGUCAAAGGCAUGAACCUAAAGUCUGGGAAUGCUCUCAAACGCUUCUUGAUGGCUCAGACGAAGCUCCAUGAUGAUUUAUGUGGUAAAAGGACCAUUGCAACCAUUGCAACUCAUGAUGUGCAACUUCUCAAAGGUCCUCUGGUAUAUGACGUCAAGCCACCUACCCAGCUGAAGAUUGUGCCACUGGGUCGGAGGGAGAUGACGGCCGUCGAGCUAAUAAGGCUGCUUCAUUUAGAGGCUGAUGAGCUGAGGAAGCAGAAGAAGAGGCAGAAUGUCACAGGCCUCCACAAAUACCUGCAGCUUCUGCAAGGAAAAUCACUCUAUCCCUGCCUUGUUGACGCAGAGGGACAUGUGAUCUCAUUCCCACCAAUCACCAACAGUGAGAAAACCAAGAUCAAGAAGACAACCACAGAGUUGUUUUUAGAGGUGACGAGUGCUACCAGCCUGCAGACCUGCAAAGAUAUAAUGGACGCUCUUAUUGUGAAAAUGGCUGAGUUGAACAAGUUCACAGCUGAACAUCAGGAGGAGGCGGUCUCAGACGGGGAGGAUGAUGGUGCACCGGAGCCAGCCCCCAGCAGCGAAAUCUCCAGCCAACUGAUCAUCCAACAGGUCCGAACCACCGACCAAGACGGGAACCUGAAAGUUGUCUACCCAUCGAAGACAGACCUCUCCAAAGAAAUCGGCAAUUUGACCGUCAUUUGGUAGUCGUGUUUUGGAUAAUAUUUACAUCCAUUUCCAUGCAACAUUAAGGCAUUUUGAUAGACUAAUCGUCUGGAGAUUAGGUUUUAUUAAAAGACUUUCUUGUAGUUCAGAUACCAUCAUCCAGUGGCUUAAUUGUAAGGAAAUUUAAAGCGUGGUUUACCAAAUGUGCACAUUUUUGUUUACUGUUUAGCUUUUUUCCAUCACAUGUCAGCUAAAGCUUUAAGAAAUAGUUGAGGAACUUCCUGGGAGGAUGCUAGGCAUAAAACACUUUGCAGAUAUCUUUUGUCCUACAGCUCUGCAAUUUCCCUUUAAACAUGCACCAAUAAUACCUAAGUAGGGUUUAAUAAACUUUACUUGUGAUUAAAUGA